Drosophila virilis is the source of this 2754-nucleotide messenger RNA. It is a transcript of the gene Cul2, whose product is annotated as cullin 2. NCBI's taxonomy places the organism in Eukaryota, Metazoa, Arthropoda, Insecta, Diptera, Drosophilidae. Gene Ontology annotation, biological process: protein ubiquitination; SCF-dependent proteasomal ubiquitin-dependent protein catabolic process. Gene Ontology annotation, molecular function: protein-macromolecule adaptor activity; ubiquitin protein ligase binding. Gene Ontology annotation, cellular component: SCF ubiquitin ligase complex; Cul2-RING ubiquitin ligase complex. The record is from RefSeq and is a predicted model, not a curated record.
UAGCAGCACUGUCAAUUGUCGAAAUGGACUGGCAACUCUGUCGCCGUAACAUAAGAGUUCAUUUUGGAUUGUAAAAAAAAGUGCAAAAAAACUAAAUUUUACGCAUAAAUAAUUAGUACCUAGUGUAAUUAAGAAGCGCUUAAGCAAACAAUCCACAUCCUCCCACACCCACACACCAGCAGAGAUGUCGCUCAAGCCAAAAAUAGUGGAAUUUGUUGAUGUCUGGCCGCGCUUGCGUUGCAUUGCCGAAUCGGUGAUAACAUUGAGCAAAGUUGAACGCGCCGUCUGGAACACGAGCUUUAGCGAUGUUUAUACGCUGUGCGUGGCGCAGCCGGAACCAAUGGCCGAUCGGCUAUAUAGCGAGACAAAGCAAUUCCUUGAAUCUCACGUCAAGGAGAUGCUGGCCAAUAAAGUUCUGGCCAAUCAUGAUACAGCCAAUGCCAAUAACACGAACAGCAGGCCAGAUUUGUUGCAACGAUAUUAUACCACCUGGAUGGAGUAUAGCCAGGGCAUAAAGUAUCUUCACCAACUUUACAUCUACUUAAACCAGCAGCACAUCAAGAAACAAAAAAUCACCGAUACGGAAUCAUUUUAUGGCAAUCUGUCUAGCGAUGCCGCCGAGCAAAUGGAAAUCGGAGAGCUGGGCUUGGAUAUUUGGCGUUUGUACAUGGUGGAGUAUUUGGCCCAGGACCUGGUGCGUCACAUAUUGGAGGGCAUAGCUGCAGAUCGGGCGAGCAAUGGCACCCUAGAUUCGCAUCGCGUCCAGGUUAUCAAUGGCGUUAUACACAGCUUUGUGGAGGUGCAGGAUUAUAAAAAGACCGGCUCGUUAAAGCUAUAUCAGGAGCUCUUUGAGGGGCCAAUGCUAGAGGCAAGCGGCACAUACUAUACAAACGAGGCCAACAAGCUGCUGCAACGCUGCAGCGUGUCCCAGUACAUGCAGGAGGUUAUAAAGAUUCUGGAGUAUGAGAGCAAGCGAGCGCAAAAGUUUCUCCAUGUGAGCUCAUUGCCAAAGCUGCGCAAACAAUGCGAGGAGAAGUUUAUCAACGAUCGUUUGGGCUUCAUAUAUUCAGAGUGCCGCGAUAUGGUAUCGGAUGAGCGGCGGCAGGAUUUGCGGAAUAUGUACAUCGUGCUAAAGCCCAUACCCGAUAAUCUAAAGGCUGAACUGAUACAAACCUUUCUCGAGCACAUUAAAAACGAGGGCCUCGAAACGGUCUAUGCGCUUAAGGGCGAGAAUAUACACAUUGCUUUUGUCGAGAAUAUGCUGAAGGUGCAUCACAAGUAUCAAGAGUUAAUUGCCGAUGUCUUCGAAAACGAUUCGCUGUUCCUCAGCGCGCUGGACAAGGCCUGCGCCAGCGUCAUCAAUCGACGACCCAGCGAACGACAGCCGUGUCGCAGCGCUGAAUACGUGGCCAAAUACUGUGAUACUCUGUUAAAAAAAUCGAAAACCUGCGAAGCGGAAAUCGAUCAGAAACUCACAAAUAACAUAACCAUAUUCAAAUACAUUGAGGACAAGGAUGUGUAUCAAAAGUUCUACAGUAGAUUGUUAGCUAAGCGUCUUAUACACGAACAAAGCCAGAGCAUGGAUGCCGAGGAGGGUAUGAUCAAUCGUCUAAAGCAAGCCUGUGGCUAUGAGUUCACCAACAAAUUGCACCGCAUGUUCACAGAUAUUUCAGUCUCCACAGAUUUGAACAAUAAGUUCAAUAAUCAUUUAAAGGACAACGACAUUGAUCUGGGCAUAAACCUGUCGAUUAAAGUGCUGCAGGCGGGCGCUUGGCCCUUGGGCUCGACACAGGUUAUUCCAUUUGCAGUGCCCCAGGAAUUCGAAAAGUCUAUCAAAAUGUUUGAGGACUAUUAUCACAAUUUAUUUAGCGGCCGUAAACUUACUUGGCUGCAUCACAUGUGCCAUGGCGAAUUGAAGCUGAGUCACCUAAAGAAAUCGUACAUUGUGACCAUGCAGACAUACCAAAUGGCGAUAAUCUUGCUCUUCGAGACCUGCGACACUCUCAGCUGUCGUGAGAUACAGAACACGCUGCAAUUAAAUGAUGAAACGUAUCAGAAGCAUAUGCAGCCGAUGAUUGAGUCCAAAUUGCUGAAUGCCAGCUCAGAGAAUCUCUCGGGUGAUACGCGCAUCGAAUUGAAUUUCGAUUAUACAAAUAAGCGUACGAAAUUUAAGAUAAGCUCGGCGUUACAAAAAGAAACGCCACAAGAGGUGGAGCACACGAUCAACUCGGUGGAUGAGGAUCGAAAACUGUUUCUGCAGGCUGCCAUUGUGCGAAUUAUGAAGGCGCGCAAAGUGUUAAAGCACAAUGCGCUGAUACAAGAGGUACUAUCCUUAUCGAAAGUUAGCUUUACGCCCAAUAUCGCAAUGAUCAAAAAGUGCGUAGAAUCGUUAAUUGACAAACAAUAUAUUGAGCGUACGGCUAACUCUGGUGACGAGUAUAGCUAUAUGGCUUAGACUGCGAACUCGGCUCGGACAGCUACUAGAGAUUAUUACAAAAAGAAAAAAGCAAAGCAUAAACAAAAGAACCUUCACUAAUUGAAUUCACAAUGCAAAAACCCAUACACACACUAUUAAUUGUAAUACCUUGUAAUACAUUGUACCAAGGCAUAUUUUGUUAAACAUUUUAAAAAUUCAUGACACGCAUUACAACAACCAAAACUAUGAUAUCUCUUCUGAUAAACAAUAACUGAAACCUUAUUUGAUAGUAUGUCAAAAGUAAUUCUGAAUUGAAGUCCUUGAGGUAAUGCAAUCAA